This is a messenger RNA of Aquila chrysaetos chrysaetos, 2038 nucleotides long. RefSeq names its product CMT1A duplicated region transcript 1 (gene FBXW10B). The record is from RefSeq and is a predicted model, not a curated record. Bases 57 to 1703 code for a protein of 548 amino acids. Lineage: Eukaryota; Metazoa; Chordata; Aves; Accipitriformes; Accipitridae. Gene Ontology annotation, molecular function: protein binding. The transcript is spliced from 11 exons.
CACUACGGUCUGCUAGCACUUCUUCUGCAGCUCUUAAAAGUGGUCAGCUACCAGCAAUGUGCUUCUGGCCCCAAAACACUGAGUGCCUCAUCCAGGAGGGUCCUGAUGCAGAGGACAACUCACCUAUUAUGUCCUUAGCUGAUCAAGAUGUCACUGUGGCUCCUGCGUCUCUCCAAUCACCCUCUAAUGCCAACCAGUCCAAGGACUUCAUUCGCUGCCUACCACCUCACCUGUCCAUCUACAUCCUGGGGCUUUUGGAUCAAAAAUCCCUCAGUGCAUGUGCUGCUGUGAGUAGAUGCUGGGAUUUUCUGGCCAAAGAAGUCAAGAAGGAACGUGUGUGUCAAAGCAUAGUACAGGAGAAGAUCCUGUAUUUGCAGGGGUUGUGCCCUAGAGGAGCAGUUUCAAACUAUGCUAAAACAGUCGAUGUGACAGUUCCACAGUUAAACGAAGAGGGUGAUGUCAUCGAAAUGGAAGGCCACAACUGGGGAAGUAAAACAAAGGAGGAGGAAGACAAUCUGCAGGCAGCCUAUCAUGAUCUGAAAACUGACACAAUCCAGCUGGAAGAGAGAAAUGUCUUCUGUGGCUCCUACAAUAUUCGUGUCCUCAUGGACCAAUCAGACCGAAGCAGAAUAAUCCAUUACAGUGGUGGGAACUUGGUAGCCAUUGGCUCUGCAGACCGAAAAGUGAGGCUUCUUGGCAUGUCAGAAAUGAAAGAAGUGCCACCUCUGCUCUCUGGCCAUGCUGGGAGCAUUAAAGCACUCUUCCUCAAUGAGAAGAAAGGGUUCGUUCUCAGCGCAAGCUUCGAUCUCAGCAUCAGAUGCUGGAAUAUAUACAGUGGUGCUUGUACGAAAAUCUUUAAUGGUCACUGUGGGACAAUCACCUGCUUGGAUUUACAUGAAGAGCAGCUUGUGUCAGGAGCCAGAGAUGGGAUGGUGAAAGUGUGGAACCUGGAGAGUGGGAAAUGUCUCAAGACUCUGAAACACAACAGUGCUGUUUGCGUAGUUAAAAUGGAUGGCGCCCAUGUUGUCAGUGGGUGUGACCGAGGGCUGGUGAAAGUCUGGUGUGCUGAUAUGGGCAUUCUGAUCAAAACAUUAGAGGGGCACCAAGGCCCAGUUAAGUGCUUGUCCUUUGAUCAGUGGCACCUAGUCACAGGAAGCACCGAUGGAUAUGUCCUGGGAUGGAGCAUGUUGGGAAACCUUAAGAGAUGCCUAAUAGCUUUCCGCCACCCUAAGGAAGUUCUGUCUCUGGAGUUCCUCUAUCUCAGGGUCAUCAGCGGCUGUGCUGAUGGAAAGAUUCGCAUAUUUAACUACUUGACUGGAAGCUGCCUGAAAGUGUUGAUGGCCAGCAGCAGAGGGGACCCCAUAUCUUCUUUCUAUGUUGCAGGAAACAGGAUGGUGAUUAAUUCGCCAACUAGUCUGUUGAUGUUCCAGUUUGAGGAUGUCAGGUGGGACUAUACCUUAGAUGCUGACAGAGAGAAGGUGGGGAAGAAAAAACAGCACAAGGGGACUUCAAGCAGGACACAGCUUCACCUCCAGCGACCGAAACGCCAUGACCUCAGCCAGCUGCAUCGGCUUGCUCUGGAGACACAGGAUGCUGACCAGCUGUCUUGCUGGAUCUGCUACCGGUCACCGAAAAGCUGUGGAGCGUCUCAAAGUAUUACGUACAGUCUUGGCAAUAUGCUGGCAUUUUCUAAAAUGACUUAGAAAUAAUUUCAAGUACCCACUGCCUUCAUCCUAAUCAAUAUACAGACUCCCUGCUUUUUUUAAAGGGCAGUCUGGUAAAUGCUGUUGCAUUUCAAUGGUUCUGUCAUUCUUAGGCUUUUGUAAAACCUUUGUACCUUUUCAGAAAGGUUUGGUAUAAAUUCAACACGUUUGUCAAGACAGGCACUGUCAUUUUCCAACUGAGUAAUAGAGAAAUCAGUAGUAUUAUUCAUUCUUACAGCUGGCGUGCAUGGAAACAUGCUGCUGAUUCAGUGCUUGAAUUAUUUAUUUUAAAAUACGCUAGAAAGUCAUAGGACACCUGCAUUCAGGAUCUGCCA